AAGUGUCCCUUUAACAGAGAAAGGCUCUGCUCAGCCCAAGAGCCAAUCGAUGCUAGUGUUUCUGCAGGGCUGAAUGUGUAAUGAGGAGGCUGGGCAGUCUGUCGGGCAAGUGUGUGUGUGUGUGUGAAAGAGAUUAUGCUGCAGGGAUUCCUAGCUUUCCCCUAGAGUUGGAAAUCUCAGCGCCGGCUGAACAGCGGCAAACCGGGACAGGGUGUAAGAACAACUUUUCUACAUUCUGCCUUUGGAAAGAUGCUGCCCCGGACGUGACAAUGCAAACUGGUGCAAGGAUUCAAUGUGUGCAAGGUGCGACACUGUAAAAUGACCCUUGCAGAGGAAGCUCAGCGGAGGAGCCUGCCAGAUAUGCAUUUGGAGAAGAAUGUUAUCGCAAUAGGACUAUGAAGAGAGGAACAGCGGAUGCAUUGGACGGACUGAGUUGGAGUUGUUCCAGCGUUUGGGGAUGCCGUGGAGAAUAACCUCGAGCUGCCCCACCACCGACACGCCAUCCAGCCGCAGACAAGAUGGGGAGUGUGAGCAGCCUCAUCUCGGGGGGGAGUCUCCAUGACAAACACUGCAAAGCCUUCGAGUCCAGGGGCAAGAAACCGUCGCACCUCCAGAAGUUUAUCCGGCAGCAGGACGGGCUGCUGAAGUUUGGCGGCGGCCACGAGCCCAUCGGCAACGGCUCCCGGUGCGAAACAACCGAGGACUUUUUCUACAUCAGCAUCAGCCAAAGCAACGGACUGACAGCCACGGGCAAGCGGAAGAGCCGUGCCUCUGGCCCAGGGCCUCAGAAAGACGUACCCAUCAACAUGGAUGUUAAAGGCCCUCCACCAACACUGGUACCCAUCUCCGGCCAUCUAGAGCAGGGCAGCAAAAGGAACGUUGUCAGGCCGACAGCAGUUAAGGCUGCGGUGCCUAGAAAUGGCGCCCAUCUCAACGGUCCUUUGGGGAACCAGAUGGAGGCGAAACUUGCGUCUCAGGGGAGCGUUCCGAAUCCGGGAAACCCUGCAGGGAAACAGCAGGGACGAGAGCAGAAGCAGGCGAGCUGCUCGGGAACACUGUCGGACUCGGGUAGGAAUUCCAUGUCCAGCCUCCCAACGCACAGCACCGGAUGCAGCCGGGGGCCAGAGCCCACUGGAGCCGCCACCACCCUUCGUAAAAGGUUUGGAGGUUCAGCCCAACACAUUGGUUCCAUUGGAGGGAUCUUGAGGAAUGGGGGCAUCGUGUCCACCUCUGAAGGCGGCAACAAAGACUUGAGCUCCAACCACUGCAGCUCGCGCCUCCACUCAGCCCCAUCCGGCAGCAGAUCUGUGGCUCGGGAUCCAGUGGUGGACCCGGGAGGGAGAGGAGUUCAGGAGCCCCUGGACAAUGGGAAGGUGAGACACUGCGGGCAGGGGCCAGGCAGCCCGGAGCGGAGGGAGGGCGCUAACACCACCCACUCCUCUCGCACGGAGCACGGGGAAUGCCAUCUCCUCCAGAUCCAAGUCAGCCAGCUCCAACAGGAGAAGCAGCAACUGAGGGACAACUUUGCCCAACUACUACAGCAGUGCAACAGCCUCAAAGCCAAAUGCAAAACUUACGAACGAGAACAAACGGAACUCAGCCCAACGCUCGAAGAAAUUAAAUGGGAGGUCUGCCAGAAGUCUGGGGUGAUCUCUCUUCUAAAGCAGCAGCUGAAGGACUCGCAGACGGAGCUGGCCAACAAGACCAACGAGGUGCUGACCCUCAGGAACCAGGCGAGGGAGGCGAGAGGGAAGCUGUCCUCUCGAGAGCAGCGGGUCGAGGAGCUGCAGGGCACAGUGCAGGCCAAGGCGAGGGAGCUGGAGGUGUGCGAGAACGAGCUCCAGCGCAUGAGGAAUGCGGCGGAGUUACUGCGGGAGAAGGUCGGCCUGCAGGAGCAGAGGAUCCGCGAACUGAAACGCAACUCGGUCAGCUGGAAGGAAGCGAGCUGUGGAGGCGAGAUUGACAGCCGGCCUGAACCGGCCCUGUCCCUGCGACAGAGCCAGCAAGGGACAGCGAACCUGCAGGGACAAGUGGACAAGUUAAAAGCCCAACUGGAGCAGGAGAAGCAGAGGAACCAGGCGCUGUCCCUCGACUCUCAGAAGGAACGGCUGCUGUGGUGUGCAGAGAAGGAGCGGGUGAUUGAAUAUCAGAAGCAGCUCCAGCAGAACUAUCUACGCACUCGCCGCCAGAACCUCAGCCUGGAGAGGACUGUCCAGCAGCUCUCAGUCCAGCUGGAGGCCAGAGAUUCUGUGGAGAGAGUGGGACAAGGUGCUGACUCGUUUGAGGUGAUAGUUGCCACUGCGAUUUGACAAAGGGUAAAAUGCCUUUCAGCGAGCAGGGUAUUGACUGGCAACAGCACGAAAGCCAGCGAGUUCAAAGGUGGGAGUAUGGAGAAAUGGCUGUUGCAAAAGGUCAGUUUACUCAGAAAACAAAAUAGACACAAAAAGCUGGAGUAACUCAGACUGAAGUAGGGUCUCAACCCGAGACAUCACCCAUUUAUUCUCUCCAGAAAUGCUGCCUGUCCCGCUGAAUUGCUGAAGAAGGGUUUCAACCCGAAACAUCACCCAUUUCUUCUCUCCAGAAAUGCUGCCUGUCCCGCUGAGUUACUAAAGAAGGGUCUCGACCCGAAACGUUGCCCAAUUCCUUCGCUCCAUAGAUGCUGCCUCCCCCGCUGAGUUUCUCCAGCAUUUUUGUCCACCGCUGAAGUACUCCAGCUUUUUGUGUCUACGGUUUCAACCGUCAUCUGCAGUUCCUUCCGACACAUACUCAGAAAACAACGUCUAUUUAAAGAGUGCAGCAGACAAACCACAGCGAUGGCUUCAAUUACAAGAGCAACGUUUCUCCAGAAAACUGCUGGGACUGUUACUUGCAACUUACCUGCAUUCAAAUCAAUCUUCAUCAUUUAGAGCAAUAUUGUCAGCCAGGCUGGUUGGCAGGAACAUUGCCUAAUUGUCUCAACUCUGGCUGGCUAUAGUGUGUCAUUAUAUACAGACUUCUGCAAAUGCAGUGUUGAUAACAGGACUGUUUGCGGCAACUGGAUAUUUUGUGAAGUGCUUCCAUUGGCAUGCCAAUAGCAUUUCUUUCAGCUACAAACAAAUCAAAGCGCACACCGUUUUUGCGGCUUUUUUUUUUACAGACUUGGUUUCAAGUGGAUUGUAUGCUUUUAAAUCGCACGGCUCCAGCAUAGCGUGACAUGUUCGCUGGCGGUGCUGCUAAAGUGAAAGCUGUGAAUUAUAAGUUGGGAAUUAUAAAUGCUAAUGUUUACACUACAACCCAAGCAGAACUAAGCCAGUGACAUGACAAAUCCACCUGUGAAGGGUGGGCUUCAGGGAAAAACAUUUUAUAAGCACACGGCAUUAUGCCCCGUGCCAAAGAAUCAUUGCUUGCGCCAGCAUGACUGUAGCACCAAUUUCUAAACGAUACUUCCAAUGGAUUUUCACCCAUUAUGAGCCCACACGGCACUGAGUUUGUGCUGUCAAGAUCCUGGAUGGCUGCUGCAAAAUUGUUAGAGAGAAAGGAUUAGCAAAAUGUUCCAUUAUUGAAUUGAAGCAAUAAAGACAAAAUAAACAGAGGCACUAUAGACUGCAGAUGCUGGAAUCUGCAACACAAGGAGAGAUGCUGGCGAAACUCUGCAAGCCAGACAGCAUAUGUGGGGGGGGGGGGAAUGGUGAGUCAGUGUUUCCUCAGUCAAGAUGAAGGGUCUCGACCGUUGACUUUCCUCCACAGAUGCUGCCGGAUCUGCCGUGUUCCUCCAGAACUUCCCCUUUAUUGGGGGGCUAAAGGAAAUAAAACAGCGGAGUUACUCCACCACUGUGUCCUUUUGAGCAGAGCAAGAUUGUGGUCAUCAGGUGCAAGGAGCUCUUGGUGUUGGUGUCUCUGUGGUGCAGGUGUGGCCCAAACGCCCAUUCUCCACCUCGGCAGUCAUCAGAGCCAGAGAUCUCCUUCUAUCUCAUCAGGGGAUCCACAGUAGUGUGUCCAAUGUGUAUUCAACAUCAACCCUCGUCCUGUGCACAAAGUGCUGGAGUAACCCCGCUGGUUCAGAGUAAAGAAGAGUCCCAUCCCGAAACAUCACCUAUCCACGUUCUCCAGACAUGUGCUGUGUCCUUGUUUGCCAGGAGAUCACGCCUUCCGUGGACACAUGCUAACAAUUACAGAGAGGAUUGAGGACAUUGUGGAACUGCAGAUGCUGGUUGACAAAAAACAACCUACAAAGUGCUGGAGUAAUUAAGCAGGCCAGGCAGCAUCUCUGGUGAACAUGGACAGGUGGGACAUGGACAUUUUAAUGGAACAUUGUCAUUAAUAAUGUAGCAUUUUGGAGUUGUAAUGGAGUGAGAAAAGAACAGAAAAACAGGGAUAUUGCUUUAAUCUCAGGUCAGAGAGCAUCGCAUGUGCUUUCAUAUGGCAGAUUUGCAAAGUCAAUGCUACCCAUAGGACUCCCCUGGUUAUUGCUACAACCAAACAUUCAUGGGAAGGAUUCAGUGGCAUCAUAGUUCAUUAAUAAUAGUGUGAUUGUGUCAUUCACAAAGUCUUCCUUCCAAGGUUACAUUGCACUGCCAAGAAUGGUGCAAGAUUGAUAGCAUCACAGAAAUCACCCCUGGCUCUUUAGAUGUCUUAGUUAUCCUUCCCCCUUACACUGAGCUGCAUCUAACUGCCAAGAUCAUUAGUGCUCACUACCCAUACGCUGAGGCAGUGCUUUGCAUGCUGCUUCCAAUUAAGCAUCGCCUUUAAUCUUUGGGAAGGAACAGCAGAUGCUGGUUUAAACCGACGAUGGGCUAUAGUGUUUAGCUUAGUUUCGAGAUACAGCGCGGAUACACCAAGUCCAGCGAUCCCCACACAAUAACACUAUCCUACAUACACACUAGGGACAAUUUGCACUUAUACCAAGCAAAUUAAACAAUCCUGUGGGUCUUUGGAGUGUGGAAGGAAACCAGAGGUCCCGGAGAAAACCCAUGCAGGUCACUUGGGAGAAUGUACAAACUCUGUACAGACAGCACCCGUAGUCAGGAUUGAACCCGGGUCUCUGGUGCUGUGAGGCAGCAUGGCAUAAAAACAAAAGUUGCUGAAAUGAAGACUGUAUGCGGAUUCUGGACUCAUUCCAACUGUGACGGCAUCAAGUCCAUGUAGUCCAACCUCUGUAUUCUACUUGCCUGUUCCCCCGUCUUACUGAGGUUAGAAGGGAAGUCAUGUCUACGUUGGUGUUUAGGUUUGUUACAAGCACCCUGCAAGAUACAUAUGUCUUUGAAUGCUUCAAUGCCCACUCCUGUAGCAAACAUUACAUUAUAGUGACAAUCCAUACAUGGAGCUUAGACACAUCAAAGUAACCAAGAGUGGAGGGGAGGUGGAAAUAAAAACCCCCCUUCAAAUUACACCCCAUUGUUACCAAAAUUAAAUCCUGGAACUUCCUUUUCAGCAGCACCAUGGAAGCACCUUCACCAGAAGGACUGCAGAGCUUUGAUCAUAAGCCAUAGGAGCAGAAUUAGGCCAUUUGGCCCAUCAAGUCCACUCCACCAUUCGAUCAUGGCUGAUCUAUUUUCCUCUCUCGACCCCAUUUCUCUGUCUUCUCCCCAUUACCUUUGACACCCUUACUAAUCAAGCACCUGUCAAUCUCCACUUUAAAAAUACCCAAUGACGUUAGACAUACCACAUGGAAGCAGGCCCUUCGGCCCAUUGAGUCUACGCCAGCAUCAUACACUAACAUUUCCUACACACUAAGGACAAUUUACCAUUUUUUUUACCGAAGCCAAUUAACCUACAAGCCUGUUUAAGAAGGAACUGCUGAUGCUGGAAAAUCAAAGGGAGACAAAAGUGCUGGAGAAACUCAGCGGGUGCAGCAGCAUCUAUGGAGCGAAGGAAAUGGGCAACGUUUCGGG
Messenger RNA from Leucoraja erinaceus (little skate), 5870 nucleotides. Its product is annotated as leucine zipper putative tumor suppressor 1-like. NCBI's taxonomy places the organism in Eukaryota, Metazoa, Chordata, Chondrichthyes, Rajiformes, Rajidae. The coding region runs from base 519 to 2309 and encodes 596 amino acids. The transcript is spliced from 4 exons. The record is from RefSeq and is a predicted model, not a curated record. Gene Ontology annotation, biological process: regulation of synaptic plasticity; regulation of dendrite morphogenesis. Gene Ontology annotation, cellular component: dendritic spine.